UCCCUCCACUGGCUCGGCACACUGGACGCUGUUGUGACGGCGAGGCGAGGUGAGGCGAGGCGACCUCUUCUAGCCUAUGCGGGACUGUGACAGCGUUGAAACGGUUAAAAGAGGCAAACCCUCAAAGGAGAGCCGUUCAGCCAUUAGUUGGACUCCUUGACACUUUCUCCUCACCACUUUUCAAGGGGGAGGCCUUCUUUACUCGUCAUUCUGGAUGUUUGGUAGACAAAUUGUGGCCAAACUCCCAUCGGAGCAACUUUUGGGGCUUUCAUUCAUAACAAUCAGUUGUUUUACAAUGCGUUGAAAGACUACAAGGAAGAGAAGAGAAGAGGAGCAUCACCAUGACAGAACCAGCGGAGCAGACCGACCACCUGAAAAGUUCGAGCAGCCCAUCAGGUGGGAGCGGCGGCGGCGGCGGCGGCGGCGGCGGCGGCGGCGGCGGCAGCGCCUCCAAGCAUCCCCCAGCCGGCAACCGCGGUGCAUCGCCGCACAACGGCGACAGAGGGCGCCAGAGGAGCGGCAAACACCACCAGGAUGUCAACACCGACAAGUUGAGAGGGGUGUGUCCCGGAAACGAGUCUCCCAACGCCAGGGACGCGCCACCGCCGCCGCCGUCUUCGGGGGGGCUCCACAUCGACUCGGACACCGGCUUGGUGGUGGACACCCGGUGCCAGGGCAGGAAGCGGCACCGACGCCGCGCUGCCAAAAAGAAGCGCAACUGGAAGCCCUACUACAAACUUUCGUGGGAGGAACGGAAGGCGCAGGACGAGCGAGAGACUGCCCGGGCGUCCCGCCUGCGCGAGGAGAUGUUCGCCAAGGGGCUGCCGGUGGCUCCCUACAACACCACCCAGUUCCUCAUGGACGAGCACGACCGCGAGGAACCGGAUCUCAACACUGAGGCGCGGCGGCCAGAGGACACGGGCAGCGAGGAGGACCUUUUCGAGCAUGACGACGAGGACGACGAGGACGGGAGUGGAGGCGGCGGCGGUGGAGGAGGCGGCGGCGGCGGCGGCGGCGGUGGCGGGGGGAGCAGUGACGGCAUCGGCAGGCCAGGCAACGCCGGCGGAGAGUUUCUCCAGCGGGACUUUUCCGAGACCUACGAGAUGUACCACGUCGAGAGCCUGCAAAACAUGACCAAGCAGGAGCUGGUGAGGGAGUACCUGGAGCUGGAGAAGUGCAUGUCCCGCCUGGAGGAGGAGAACAACCGGCUGAGGCGUGCCGCCGCCGCCGUCGUGGAGCCCGGCGGCAUGAGCGUGGAGGAGCCCCUGGCGCGCCUCCGGGAGCUGGAGCGGGAGCUGGAGAGACUCAAAGCCCAGAAUACCGAGCUCCUGCUACGGAACCAGCCCGCCACGGACAAUUAGGGACGGACAUUCAGCAAACUAUUCCCAAGAAGGUCAUCAAAACACAGCGACUUUUUCUUCUCUGGACUCUAUGGGUUUUGUUCGGUCAACAUUUGGCCAGAGGUUAAAAAAUAGCGUUACAAAACAGCGUUUUCCUAUCUCGACCUUUUUCUGUGACAUCUGGCCUGAAGUUUAUAAAAAGAGAAAAUUAAAUACAAAAAACACUUGGUUAACUUUUCAACUCGAUUAUAAAACGCAAUAGUCAACGCAAAUCUACCUUUGCAUUAUUUGUUUUUGUUUUCUAGUCAACAUUUGGUUGGGGGUGUUCGAGAUUCCAUAAAAAUAGCCAGAGGCUAAAAAAAAAAAAAAAAAAUCACUGUCAUAUGGACUUUGUUCACAUUUUGACUUACUCUAAAAUGGUGACAUUUGGCCCGAGUUAAAAUAGUCAACGGGCUCGAAGGAAAAAUCAACUUCAUUUUUUCCUAUCAGGGCCCUGGUGUUUUUUUUUUAACUUGAAGAUUUACCAAAAAAAAGGUCAUUACAAAAUGACCUUUUUUUACCCCCAAGACUGUAGUCAAAAUUUCAUUUUUUUUACCAUUUUAUUUACAACCGUUCUGUUGCAUUUUGUCCACUCCAGACAGCAGCAUGAAAGAGGACGGGCAACCAAGCCAGUCUAGUCCAUUGUUUAACAUUUGAACAGUUUGUGGGUGUGUUAACAGCUGUUCAAUAAACAUCUUAAGAAAUAA
Syngnathus typhle (broad-nosed pipefish) is the source of this 2086-nucleotide messenger RNA. RefSeq names its product HEXIM P-TEFb complex subunit 1 (gene hexim1). The record is from RefSeq and is a predicted model, not a curated record. Gene Ontology annotation, molecular function: cyclin-dependent protein serine/threonine kinase inhibitor activity; 7SK snRNA binding. Gene Ontology annotation, biological process: negative regulation of cyclin-dependent protein serine/threonine kinase activity; negative regulation of transcription by RNA polymerase II. Lineage: Eukaryota; Metazoa; Chordata; Actinopteri; Syngnathiformes; Syngnathidae. Bases 342 to 1361 code for a protein of 339 amino acids. The transcript has a single exon. Gene Ontology annotation, cellular component: nucleoplasm; cytoplasm; nucleus.